Molecule: messenger RNA, 1149 nt
Organism: Alternaria postmessia
Lineage: Eukaryota; Fungi; Ascomycota; Dothideomycetes; Pleosporales; Pleosporaceae
Exons: 8
Coding region: 1-1149 (382 amino acids)
Molecular function (GO): methyltransferase activity
Source: RefSeq, a predicted model, not a curated record
AUGACUACCUCGACCUCGGAUCCGGUGCCCAAGGACAAGCUGCGGCCGCUGUCCAGUGCCACCAAUCUCACCGACUUCACACACUCGACUGUCGAGCCUGAGUCGGAACUGGCCUCGGAUGGAGAAUAUGAUGACCUCGAAGUACAAAGCCUCUCGCCGAGCAUGUACGAGAACGAGAAGAAGUACGGUCGCACCUACCACAGCUUUCACGCCGGAGCCUACCCAUUCCCAAAUGACGAGCCAGAGAAAUACCGCUUGGACUGGCAACAUGCCAUUAUUAAAUGUCUUCUGCACAGACGGAACUACUUCGCACCGCUCAAGCCAAAGAAGCCAAAGAGAAUGUUGGACAUUGGCUGUGGCACCGGAAUCUGGUGUUUUGAGAUGGCUGCCGAAUUCCCAAACUGCCGGGUUGAAGGCAUUGACUUGACACCGAUCCAGCGAAAAAUAUCCUACACAAACAUCGAUUUCUACAUGGAAGACAUCCUCAGCCCAACAUGGUGGUAUCCCAAAGAAGAACCUUAUAUAUACGACUACAUCCACACACGCAUGUCCCUCGGCAUCUUCAACGACUUUCGAGAAAUUAUACAGAAGAGUUAUAACAACCUGAGACCUGGCGGGUGGAUGGAAUCUCAGGAAUGGUUUUCAAAGCUCCAAUGUGCCGACGACAUGCCCGAAGACUAUCCGCUCAAAGAGUGGUCAGAAUUAGCAGACAAGGCAGCACACAAACUCGGUCGACCAUUACGCAUCGCAGACAAGCUGAAGAGGUGGUACAAAGAAGCUGGUUUCGUCGAUGUACAUGAGGAGGUUUUUGCUAUCCCCGCCAAUCAAUGGCCAAAAAGCGAUCGCGAGAAAAUGCUUGGCAAGUAUUGUAGCUGGAAUUUGAUGUUGGGUUUGCAAGGAUGGUCGCUUGAAUACUUUGUCACUGGCUUGGGCUGGACACCAGCCGAAGUCGAGGUCUAUCUCGCGCAUGUGAGGAACUCGAUUGUUGACGAGAACGUACAUGCCUAUUACAAUUUCUACGUAGUAUGGGGUCGUAAGCCUUUCGACGACGAACCUGGCAGCACUACACCAAAACCGCACCACUGGCCACAGCCUCCUGGCGAUGACGACUCCAUCCGUUGGUCGAUGAGAGAGUCCGAAGAUGCGUAA